Trachymyrmex cornetzi is the source of this 928-nucleotide messenger RNA. It is a transcript of the gene SsRbeta, whose product is annotated as signal sequence receptor beta. The record is from RefSeq and is a predicted model, not a curated record. Bases 222 to 797 code for a protein of 191 amino acids. Lineage: Eukaryota; Metazoa; Arthropoda; Insecta; Hymenoptera; Formicidae. The transcript has 4 exons. Gene Ontology annotation, cellular component: endoplasmic reticulum; membrane.
GGGCGCUGUUGGCAUUUCUACCGGGUAUAUUCCGUUCCGGUGCUCGGGCUCAGGUUGGAUCGGGGUGCUGCUGAGUGCUCCUGCUGUACGUAUAUCAACGUGUAUCACGUAUGGAGCGGUUGGCACUGAGCGCAUUGAACGAGUGAAACGAAAGACUAUUUGCGCGUUUUGAGACAGCGAGCGACAAUAAUCAUCGUUGCACGUUUUCACAAAGAAAAACAAUGAAGUGGCACAUCUUAUUCACAGCGCUCGCUGUGUUAUGCGCAACUAUAUAUGCAGAGGAGGAGGAAGAAGCUGCUAGAUUAUUAGUUUCCAAACAGAUACUCAAUAAAUAUCUGGUAGAAAAUAUGGACAUAGUUAUUAAGUAUACUAUUUAUAAUACUGGCAACGUGGCAGCGUUGGAGGUCGAGAUUACGGACAAUUCGUUCCAUCCAGAUCAUUUCACUCACGUGAGUGGCGAAUUGAACGCUAGAAUCGAUCGCGUGCCACCCUAUACCAAUGUGAGCCAUACUGUGGUAGUGAGGCCACGCAAGUUUGGAUAUUUCAACUUUACUUCAGCUGAAGUUCUCUAUCGUCGCAAGGAGGAUGCCCCCAGAUUACAAGUAGCUGUGAGCAGUGAACCUGGCGAGGGGCUCAUUGUGGCAUACAGGGACUAUGACAAACAGUUUUCAUCUCAUGUGGUCGAUUGGGCCGCGUUCGCCGUGAUGACUCUACCUUCCUUGCUCAUUCCAUUCGCCUUGUGGUACUCGAGUAAAUGUAAAUAUGAAAAAUUAUUGAAGAACACGAAAAAACAUUGAUUGUAUAUUACAUAUUAGAAUCGUUUCUAGAAAUUUCUAGGUCACUUUAUAAAUUUUCCUAUAUCAUUGUAAGAAACACAACUGUUCUAUUACGUACAUCUAACUUUUGUAAUAAACGUGACGCUAUUUAU